CAGACAACAGGUUUACGUUUUGUCCUCUAGUUUUGUGUUGUGUAUGUCGACUUAGAAUAUCAACCCUUCUAAUUUGUUUUUAUGUUUAUUUUGUGAAUUUUUUUAAUGUAUUAGUUGAAAAUAAGUGAUUAUGGUUUGUAACCUUUGCAUCGAGAUUCUUGGACCAGCUUUGGCAAUGACCACUUUUUAGCAUUCCCCUACAAAGUGUUUUGUAAAAUGCUAAGACCUAAUCAACAUUACAGUUGUUUACAGUAUUUUGUUCUUCAAAGAUGAAGAUAAAUGAACUCAGCUAAUACUGUAUUUCUAGUGUGUUCAAAAUAACUAAUACAACACAGUCAUUAUUUAUUAGAUAAUGUUAAAUUAAAGCUUAAUUAUGGCGGCAAGCAAUCUGCAGAAACAAGCAUCAAAAGAUGUGCCUGGUGGUAUACCAAGCAAAGAAGAGUGCAUUUACACAUCUCAUUACUGUGAGGAGAAUAUCUGGAUGCUCGUAAAAAAAAUUCAAGAGAUCAACCCAGAAAAUUUACCUAAUUGCUUCGUUGUGUUUAUUUCAAAUGAAAAUAAAUACAUACCAUUAUGGAGGCAAUCCUCAAGCAAACAUGAAAACGGGCUAGUCGUGUGGGAUUAUCAUGUUAUAAUGGUGUAUUACAAUGGCAUCAAAUCAUGGGUCUAUGACUUGGACACACAACUUUCGUUUCCAUCACAGUUUAGUGAAUACAGUAAAGAGACUUUCAAAUCAGACGACUUUCUGAAUCCGCUCUGCCACAGGUUCUACCGAGUUGUACCAGCUGAAAGCUUCUUAAAAUAUUUCUCCUCUGACCGAAGAGAUAUGAAGAAUGAAGAUUCGUCAUGGAAAAUGCCACCUCCUCCUUAUCCUCCUAUAAGAAGUUGUGAGGAUAUUCACAACCUCCCUCAUUACACGUCUAUGAAAGCAAGCAACGAUUCCGGCCUAAUAAGUAAGUUUGGCAAUGUCUUCAAUUUAAAAGACUUUAUAGACAGAUUUACAUGCAAGAAAAGUCCAGAUGUGAACUAUAUGUAUCCACCAGACCCCUUGCAACCAAGUUGGAUGGCUUAACUUAAGAGUUUUAUAGGCCUAUAGAUUUCAAAUUCUUGAGCUCUAGGCUAAUGUUAAAUUUGAAUUUAAUGUGGUUAGUAGUUUACAGCAUUUAAAGACCAUAAAAGCUGUGCUAAAUUGUACCUAACAAACAAAAUAUCCCUUGAUAAAUACAAAAAUCAAACAAUGCUCAUAACAGUAGCCUAAGUUAAUUAUUUUAAGUUUCAUUUGCAUUGUUCUGUGUUAAACUUAAGUAAUUUUGAUUCCCUGUAAUAAAAAUAGGAUAUUUUAAAAUGCUUUCUCACAGUCAAAAGCUUUACCUAACUUACUACCUACUUCUAACAUAUAGACCUAAAUAAUUACAAGCAGCUAAACUGCUACAGUAGGUACAUUACAAUUUGGCUUCCUGUAUAAUAGUUCAGUGAUGCGAUACAUAACACAAGUUCACCAAUUUAAACACUAUUGUAAAAUGGUGUUUGCCGUACAUGUAUUAAAUUAAUAAAAUAAAUUACACAGGCUUACAAAGUCUUUUGGGUUUAUUAGCCUAAUUUAUUUGAAAACAUCCAUUUCUUACGACUGUCUCCACAUGUUGAUCCUAAAAGGCGGUAUUACUUGUCAUAAUCCUUUUAGCCCAUUGUUCACGCUAUGAGCAGUUGACUGAAGUAGAAGUGCGGAGUCCGCUCUCCUUUUGUAUUAGGCAAUUUAAUGCUGUUUUCCUAGAAGCGGUGUUUUCCAUUGAAAUCGCUUCCACGCCUAGGUUGGGUGCCUGACUCCAAGAAACUGCAACUUAACUUACAUAAUCUUCUCUUUCAUUACCUACCUUUUUUUCUGGGUAGUCCGUAUAACAGGGUAUACAACUACCCACUAACAGUCCCUGCCCAAGGAGAUUUUAAGCUGUGUGUGUGACAUGAUAGAAGUUCUAAAAAUAGGUUUGGCCUAAGUAGAACUUUGAAGUAGGCACGGUACAUUGUAGGUUAUUCAGCCUAAUCAACUCAUUUGAUUCCUUUGAAUACCAAACUUAAUUUUAACAGGGCUUAAGGUACGUUUUAACAUUGAAAAUAAAAAAAAAAUCAUCAAUAGGUAAUUCUAUCUACUUGCUCAAAGUCACCAAGUUUUUGUAAACUGUAGUUUAGAGAUUAUUUUGGAAAACUAGUUUGAUACGGUUGAAAAUAGUUUAACAUUGUAAGACAAUGUUAUUUUUGUUAAAGUGAUUUUAUAUGCGUAAUUAAAACACCUACCUAUCACAUUUAGUCUGCACAAUUUUGUUGCCGGAGAACAUUAAAAUAAUACAUAAAUGCAUAAACAUAAACAUGGUACAUGAAUAAAUGUCAUAUAAAAAAUCACUCUUUAGGCUAUGUUCACAAAUGUAGGAAAUCUAUCACUGAAUUUAAUUAUUGUUAUUUAUUAAAACAAAAGUUGUUCUGAAAGGCAGUAGUUGUAGGUACUGGGAAACGCUUUAUAAAUAAGACAUUUUUGAUCAAUUGUCUGUUACUGUACCUGAAAUGAUUGGGAUUCCGGCAAAAGAAUUUGGAAUUAGAGGACUGAUGGGUAUUGGUCUCCUUAGAGAGUGCCAUUUGAACCACUGUUACAUUUCAGGCAAUUGUUUAGUUGAUAAACUCUUUACAAGAAAAUCUCCUCUAUUUGCAGAUCACCCAUACCUGGUAUUAAAAUUAUCCUUGUCAUAAUUGAUUUAUACGUUAAUUUUUCGGCACUUUUGUAUUAUAUGGAGGCCACUUAUUUUAGAAGGAUUUUUUUACCGGAGAUAAAAAAUAGCUACCGUAGGCUACAUAAUUUGAAAGAACAUACUUUAAUUGACUUACUGUCCAAAUUUGACAUGAUUACGAAUUGUGGCCUAAGAGUUCUGCCUCCUAGAAGGCAGCGAUGUCGGCAAGGAUUGAGUUGAAUGCGUCGCUGCCACAUGUACUCCGCCAAGUAGGUAUACAGUGCGCUGUGGCGGUUAUGUUAGGUUGGGUUAUCGUUAUCAUAAAUAUGUUUGUAGGACUUUUCUCGUUUCGUUAUGAAUCGAACGAUACCAGAUGAGUCAUCUUUUAAGACACUGAUACUGGCGGUGACAGGUGCUGCUCGUGCUCUGGUCAUGACCUGACCUUGGCCUUCUUGGAGGGGAUUUGGCGGGCAAAAGUGUAUCGUUCGAUUUAUAACGAAACAAGUCCUACAAACAUAUUUGAUAACCCAACCUAACAUAACCGCCGCAGCGUGCAAGGGUGGACUCCCUAUAACACGAAAGUACCAAUUUUUCAGUAGACCCUUUCUUUGGAUUAAAAGACAUAUUUUUAUUGUUUAUUUAGUGCAUCUGACUUAGCUGCUGAGACAACCUUAAAACAACGUUAAUUUUACCAAAUGAAAUAUACCUAACCAACUUUGACAUCAAACUCACAACUUUGGAUCACUUUUAGCACAAGAACCAAUAGCAUUUCUUCAUUCAGCGGAUUAAAUACUUAAAAAAUGAGCUAGAUGGAAAAUACUCAUGAUUUUUGUACAUCCUUUACCAUUAUGUGUUUGUUUUAUAUUUAACCUUUACAAUUAUUUCAUAAGAAGAUACAUUGUUUUAAAUAGUUUAAAUUUGUUCUUCUAAGAAGAAAUUAUUUUAUCAUUUUGAUAUUUGAUUGUAUUUCCAAUGGAAAACAUAAGGAAUCACUCGGUUCUUUUGAAAAUAGGCUACUUAGGCCUAGAAUAUGGUGCUAAAUGUUUUAUUUUAAGCUUAUACAUUUGUAUUUGCUCUAGAUAAUAAUUGGUCAAGCUACUAAAAAUUCAGUUCUAUCCUUCAAAAAAUAUUUGAUCCGUAAUGUAGUUAUUAUCAUAUUUUGUUGAUCAUAUAUGUUUGAAGAUCAUGACAGGUACCUAAUUAAUUAUAUCAUAGUGUAAUUGUUUAUCAUAUUUUGAUGAUCAUAUGUUUUAAGAUCAUGGCAGGUAUAGGCCUACCAUAGUUAUUUAUAGUGUCACUGGCUACAAACAAGAAGCCUACUACAAGAAGUGAGAACAUACAAUGUUGCUUGUACUUAAUACAAUUGUUAAGUGUCUCUGUUACAUCCCUAAGGAUUUUCUCCCUUCCUACUUAACUGAUUGUUACGAUUGAGACAAGUUUGUAACCCAUAAAAGUCACAAUUUAUGCACACGCCCCCAACCAUAUAACUUGUCACAAAAAAUUGGUUUGUCAUUUACAAGAAUGCAUUUUUUAUCUCCAAAUUUCAUUGGAAGGGAUAAUUAAAAAAAAAAAAAUUAAAGAGGUUGGCAGCCUCUUUAACCUUGCAUUUUUCUGUCCACAUAGGCUAUGAACCUGUGCGUGGAACAUAUCCAGCAAAGUAAGGGGUGAGCCGGUACAGUGCAUAAAAUGUACUGAUAAAAAGAAGUAACAGUGACCAGGAUUCGAACCCACAACAUCUCUGCCUUGGGCCAUUGACUUACCUUUGAGUACUGUAUUACCAUAACAGUGACAAUUGGGUAGGGGGUAGCAUGUGUCCAAAUUAGAAAAAAUCAUGAAAUUAUUACAUCCUUGUCUUGUCUAAUAGCCCGUAACAGGUUUAGUUUUUAGCUCUUGUAAAAACAUUAUUUGAAUGUUUAAUUUAAUGGGAAAAAAGGAAAAAAAUGCUCAAGUAGUCUUCCAAUAGUAGUGAAAUAUAAAAUGACUUUUGGCACCUUAUUAACAAUCUCAAUGGUUUAAGUGAUCAAAAUAAUGUAUAAUGGUAUUAAUGUAUGCUGUACCCUAAUGUUGUGAUAUAUGUUUA
This is a messenger RNA of Macrosteles quadrilineatus (aster leafhopper), 4794 nucleotides long. RefSeq names its product protein N-terminal glutamine amidohydrolase-like. NCBI's taxonomy places the organism in Eukaryota, Metazoa, Arthropoda, Insecta, Hemiptera, Cicadellidae. Gene Ontology annotation, molecular function: protein-N-terminal glutamine amidohydrolase activity; protein-N-terminal asparagine amidohydrolase activity. Gene Ontology annotation, cellular component: nucleus; cytosol. The transcript has a single exon. The record is from RefSeq and is a predicted model, not a curated record. Bases 374 to 1072 code for a protein of 232 amino acids.